AUGGCUCAGAUUAACUGCACUCAGGUGACAGAGUUUAUCCUUGUGGGACUCACGGAUCACCAGGAGCUGAAGAUGCCCCUCUUUGUGGUGUUCUUAACUAUCUAUCUUUGCACAGUGGUAGGCAAUCUGGGUUUGAUUCUAGUCAUUAGAACAGAUGGAAAACUCAACACACCCAUGUAUUUCUUCCUUAGCAACCUGGCUUUUGUGGAUUUCUGUUAUACAUCUGUUAUCACACCCAAAAUGCUUGGGAAUUUCUUGUACAAGCAAAAUAUCAUAUCCUUCCAUGCAUGUGCUGCCCAGCUAGGCUGUUUUCUAACUUUCAUGAUAUCAGAGUGCUUGCUCUUGGCUUCCAUGGCUUAUGACAGAUACGUGGCCAUUUGCAACCCCCUCCUGUAUAUGGUUGUAAUGUCCCCAGCAAUAUGCAUUCAGCUUGUGUCUGCCCCCUAUUGCUAUAGCUUCCUCAUGGCACUGCUUCAUACCACCCUCACCUUCCGUCUCUGCUAUUGCCACUCCAAUGUCAUCAACCAUUUCUACUGUGAUGAUAUGCCCCUCCUCAGGCUAACUUGCUCAGACACUCACUCCAAACAGCUCUGGAUCUUUGCCUGUGCUGGCGUCACAUUCAUUUCCUCCCUUCUGAUUGUCUUUGUCUCCUACAUGUACAUUAUUGCUGCCAUCCUCAGGAUGCGCUCGGCUGAGGGGAGGCGCAAGGCCUUCUCCACAUGUGGCUCCCACAUGCUGGCCGUCACCAUAUUCUAUGGGACUCUGAUCUUCAUGUACUUACAACCCAGCUCCAACCAUUCCCUGGACACAGACAAGAUGGCGUCUGUCUUCUACACAGUGAUCAUUCCCAUGCUGAACCCCUUGAUCUACAGUCUUCGGAAUAAGGAUGUGAAGCAGGCCCUCAAGAAAUUCCUCCUGACUAAAAACACGACCUUUAUAUUGGUGCUGUUAAGAAAAUGA
Molecule: messenger RNA, 960 nt
Organism: Ochotona princeps (American pika)
Lineage: Eukaryota; Metazoa; Chordata; Mammalia; Lagomorpha; Ochotonidae
Product: olfactory receptor 8U1
Exons: 1
Coding region: 1-960 (319 amino acids)
Biological process (GO): G protein-coupled receptor signaling pathway; sensory perception of smell
Cellular component (GO): membrane
Molecular function (GO): olfactory receptor activity; odorant binding; G protein-coupled receptor activity
Source: RefSeq, a predicted model, not a curated record